CCACACUUUCUCCGCAACUAAACCAAAACACAUCGUUUCAGCAUAUGUCUCAAAGGCCCACAGUUCCACACUCUUCUUCCAUAGCCUGCGGCCUCCAUUCGCAUCUCCUGGUCUCCAGUGAGAUGAACCCUAAUUCCAAUUGGUCCUUCUCUCUUCUUCCACAUUAAUUCAAUCGCAUUCUUUCUUUCGAUUUAACCCCAACCUCAAACUAAACAACCAAAAAACACCAUGGGACUCAAAGGUUUUGCCGAAGGAGGCAUUGCUUCCAUAAUCGCAGGAUGUUCCACUCACCCAUUAGAUCUCAUCAAGGUUCGCAUGCAGCUCCAGGGCGAAACCAACGCCCCCAAACCCAAUCCGGUUCACACCCUCCGACCGGCUCUCGCUUUCCAAACCGGUUCAUCCAUCCACGUGGCAGCUCCUCCGCUUCCCCAACCUCGUGUUGGUCCCAUUGCCGUUGGCGUGCGCCUCGUUCAACAAGAAGGCCUCGCCGCUCUCUUCUCCGGCGUCUCCGCCACCGUCCUCCGCCAGACGCUCUACUCCACCACCCGCAUGGGACUCUACGACGUCCUAAAAAACAAGUGGACCGAUCCCGUCGCCGGAACCAUGCCGCUGAGUCGGAAAAUCGAGGCUGGACUAAUCGCCGGCGGCGUGGGCGCAGCCGUCGGAAAUCCCGCCGACGUGGCCAUGGUCCGAAUGCAGGCCGACGGGAGGCUCCCGGCGGCGCAGCGGAGAAACUACAAAUCCGUGGUGGACGCUAUCACGAGAAUGGCGAAGCAGGAGGGCGUGACUAGCCUGUGGCGAGGCUCAUCGCUUACGGUGAACCGCGCGAUGCUUGUGACGGCAUCGCAGCUUGCGUCGUACGACCAGUUCAAGGAGAUGAUUCUGGAGAGGGGCGUGAUGCGUGACGGCCUCGGAACUCACGUCACGGCUAGCUUCGCGGCAGGGUUUGUGGCGGCGGUGGCGUCCAACCCCGUGGACGUGAUAAAGACGAGGGUGAUGAACAUGAAGGUGGAGCCUGGGGCGAAAGCGCCUUACGCCGGCGCGUUGGAUUGCGCUAUGAAGACGGUGCGUGCUGAGGGUCCCAUGGCUCUUUACAAGGGCUUUGUGCCUACGAUCUCGAGGCAGGGACCCUUCACUGUUGUGCUGUUUGUUACGCUUGAACAGGUUCGCAAGUUGCUCAAGGAUUUCUGAACGAGGUAGAUCGAUGAUGACGACGAAGAUGUUUCUUUCGUUUUCAAUAAGCUGUGUUAUUGUUUGCUUUUAUGUUUUGGCAAGUUAUGGUAAUUUUGUUAUAACGUUACUUAUCAAUGUUAAAUGAGAAUUAUUCAGAAGCAGCGUUUAUUUUCUGAAUUGAAAUUUUUACACGGCAAGCCAGCAUCAGCUUUUACGUUUACGCACUGAAUGUGUGAAAAUUCUGAGAUCGUUUAGAAAUCCACGAUAGAAGUUAAUAAUUUUUUUACGUCUACGCAAUUAAUAUACUAAAUAUUAUGACACGAGUCUUGUCUUUACAUGGUUAUAUUGACAGAGGAAAAAUGGGUAUUUGAUUUGAUCGGGGGCAUAGUGAGUGUGAGAUGGACAGAAAGAGACGAUGAAACGUUACAGUCUGAGAUGUAUCGGUGACAAUUACAACAGUGACGGCGCCACUAUUUAGCAAUUAGCGGAGUAAUUUUUGUUCUCCAAAUUUCCUCAAUUCCAGGGGAGUGUAAGACGCGUAAAGCCGUAGAGUAUUAAAAAAAUAUGCUUAUUGGAGGGGAUACUGUAUAUCUUCUCUAUCUAUAUGAUAUUUACAAUAUCAGCGUGUGAUCUAAGUACAGAGGAAUAGGUAUUAUUCUUUCCUUUAUUCUAACUUCUAAGUUCUAAUGCCUUCCCUUCCCCCAAUUUGAAUGCUUCACCGACUGAAAGCCUCCAUGUCCCUGCAACUUAUUUUACAAUAAUCCAAUCCAAGCUUAGCUGGAAACACCUUGAACCCAAUAUUCCAAUAAUGUACUUCUGCCAUCAAUAAUUAUCCUCGUAUUUUUCAAUCAAAAAAGUGAUUAUAAUUCAUUUUAACACAUCUACUUUUAACGAUUUAAAAAUAAAUUUAACACAAACGAGCCUUAAUUACCUCCACUAAAACAAAAUUACUAAGAAUUUGUUCAUUUUCUGUUUUUAAAAACAAAAUUUUCUUUUUAAAAGUAAAAUAAAAUAAAAUAUAUUUGUUAAAUUUUAAAAUUAUUUUUCAAAAGUUAAAAAAUCAAAACAGAAACAAACUUAACAUAUUUUAUUUUUUAACUUAAUCUUAUUGUUGAUAAAACUAAUUUUUGGGUUAGAUAAUUUUUGUAAUCUUUUAUUGAUUAAAAUUGAUUAUAGAUACUAUAUCCAUAAAGUUUUAAAAAACGUGUAUAAUGCUUAAAACUGAAAUCUUUCCUUUCCUCUAGAAUGUCCUGUACCGAAAUGAACUUCAGCUUGGGUACAAUUUCUGCACCAUAAAACGGACCAACAAAAUAGGGUUGGAUACGUGCAAUCGGAAGGGGAACUUUUUGGGUACACAUGCUUAUGUUAGAGUUUUGCAGUAAUAAAAACUAACAAUUUAUUGAAAAUUUUAAAAAUUUAAUUUUAUCAUAUAUUUAUCGCCUUUGUCACAUAUUAAUGUGAAAUAAUAAUUGUAAUCUCAAAAUAUCAUGACAAAACAAGUGGCUAUUUAGAGUGAAGGAAGUUUCUCAGAGGUUACGUGAGAGAUAAAAACUGCUGGCCAUUUACUAAUCACAUUUAUUUUCAACCCCGUGAAAUUAACCAAAGUAGUAAGUAAACUACACAGGAGGUGGAAUAUCAAGUGGAUUCCACGUUAUAAUAAAUUUCGGAUGGGAAUUUUGCACCAGUGGUGCAACCUACUCUAAGUUAAAGACAUUAUAACGGAAAAAAAAGUUAAGAGCAAUAAUUGGGCACGAAUCAACACUAUAAUUGGAGCUAGGACUGAAAACACUUCCAAUUUGGCUGCUAGUUACAUAAAAAGCCAUAGAGUAUACUUAUAAUCAACCAGAAUAUAUUCACUCACAUGGGACCAUAAGUAAUCUGGUCCCUUCAAGGUGCGUUAUUGAAUCUGGUUUACAGGCUAAUAAAAAUUCCACUCAACACAAAAGAUUAGAAAGGGAGGGUAUAGGCAGCAAUUUACUCCACUUAGGUUACUCAAAUAAAAAUUGGUUCGGUGGUUCCAAAGUUACAUUUGCUACGCAUUUGGCACCGUGCAAAAUUGUAUGAGGACAAAGAACCAGCAUACCCAUAAUCAAUAAUGGACCUAUUAUAUAGCAGUUUGGUGCAACAUCUCGUAGAAAAGAUUACACAAGGUAUUGUUAUACCCACACGUUCCAUUUUGUUUGACCUCUAAGCCUGUAGACUUACCCCCUUUAUAUUUUGGCUGUCACCAAUAUGGAGGCCUAAGUGUGAUGUUCUCCUAUGACAUAGGCAUAGUUCUCAUCAUUAUUAGGAAGGCAAAAAUUCGAUAUGUCAAGUCAGUUUCAAUCUUUGUGUGCAACAUAUCCACAAUCUUUUUUAUUGAAUUGGAA
Abrus precatorius (Indian licorice) is the source of this 3542-nucleotide messenger RNA. RefSeq names its product mitochondrial uncoupling protein 5. Gene Ontology annotation, biological process: thiosulfate transport; oxaloacetate transport; malate transmembrane transport. The record is from RefSeq and is a predicted model, not a curated record. Lineage: Eukaryota; Viridiplantae; Streptophyta; Magnoliopsida; Fabales; Fabaceae. The coding region runs from base 229 to 1191 and encodes 320 amino acids. Gene Ontology annotation, molecular function: antiporter activity; succinate transmembrane transporter activity; sulfate transmembrane transporter activity. The transcript has a single exon.